UUUCGAUUUAACUUCAUUACCCACAAAGCAUCACGAUGACGUAGUAAACGGCAGACGCCAAGAUGGUGCUUGAAAGCACUAUGGUCUGUGUGGACAACAGUGAGUACAUGCGAAAUGGAGACUUUCUACCCACUCGGCUGCAGGCUCAGCAGGAUGCUGUUAACAUCGUAUGUCACUCAAAGACUCGAAGCAACCCUGAAAACAACGUGGGCCUCAUCUCCAUGGCAAACAACUGUGAGGUGCUGACCACGCUGACUCCGGAUACGGGGAGGAUACUGUCGAAGCUGCAUGCUGUGCAGCCAUGUGGAAACAUUAGCUUCUGCACCGGUAUCAGGGUAGCGCAUUUGGCACUGAAGCACAGACAGGGCAAAAACCACAAGAUGCGAAUAAUUGCGUUUGUUGGCAGCCCAGUGUGUGACAACGAAAAAGAAUUGAUCAAAAUGGCAAAGCGUUUGAAGAAAGAAAAGGUCAAUGUUGAUGUCAUUAACUUUGGAGAGGAGGCGAUGAACACAGAGAAGCUGACAGCCUUCAUCAACACGCUGAAUGGCAAAGAGGGAGCAGGUUCCCAUCUGGUCACAGUACCCCCGGGUCCCAGUCUUGCCGAUGCCCUGCUGUCCUCACCCAUUCUGGCAGGAGAGGGUGGUGCCAUGUUGGGUCUGGGUGCCAGUGACUUUGAGUUUGGAGUAGAUCCCAGUGCAGACCCUGAGCUGGCUUUGGCUCUGCGUGUGUCCAUGGAGGAGCAGAGACAGCGACAGGAGGAUGAAGCUCGCAGAGCCGCUGUUGCAUCAGCUGCUGAAGCUGGCAUUUCCUCCCCAGCUGCAGAUGAGUCUGAGGAUGCCUUGCUGAAGAUGUCUGUUCCACAUACAGACUCGGCCACACCUGCCCUACCAGACUUUAGCCGCAUGACAGAGGAUGAGCAGAUCGCCUAUGCUCUGCAGAUGUCCAUGCAGGGAGCAGGAGCAGAGUUUGGUGCUGAGGACAUGGAUACAGGUGCUGACAUCGACUCCAGUGAAGCUAAGGAUGAAGAGGAUUAUGAUGUUAUGCAGGAUCCGGAGUUCCUCCAGAGUGUUUUAGAAAACCUUCCUGGGGUCGACCCCAACAACGAGGCCAUUCGUAAUGCCAUGGGCUCUCUAGCUUCCCAAACGGGCUCUAAACCCGACGCCAAGAAGGACGAGGAGAAAAAGAAAUGAGCAUAAUGCACAGUGUUAUAAAUAAAGGAUGAGAAUUGCUCUGUGUGUGUUAUUCACCAUAGCGUCAUUCUCCUCAGAACAGGAAACAGUUUGUUCACCUUUUGUUUAUAUAGCUGUGUAAACUCUAAACAUUUGCCUUUUUUAUGUACUCUUCUGAUGUUAACCCUUCUGUGUUCAGGACUUGUGUUAUCUUGAUUUUUUGUUUGUGAUGUAACUAAGUUACAUGGUUACAUGGACAGAUUUCCUCAAUAAAUUUCCAGAAUUCAAAA
This is a messenger RNA of Neolamprologus brichardi, 1459 nucleotides long. Its product is annotated as 26S proteasome non-ATPase regulatory subunit 4-like. NCBI's taxonomy places the organism in Eukaryota, Metazoa, Chordata, Actinopteri, Cichliformes, Cichlidae. The record is from RefSeq and is a predicted model, not a curated record. Gene Ontology annotation, biological process: proteasome-mediated ubiquitin-dependent protein catabolic process. Gene Ontology annotation, cellular component: cytosol; nucleus; proteasome regulatory particle, base subcomplex. Gene Ontology annotation, molecular function: polyubiquitin modification-dependent protein binding.